AGUAGUGCAGCUUAUCCAACAUGGCGCUGACGUCGUUUGCCUGAUAAGCAUUUCUAAGUUUCGUCAGUUCAGUGGCUACGAGUUUGAGGAGAGUAUAUUUAGGCAUAUCGCCGAGUUGAAGUGGCAUCUGUUUGCAACUUGAAAUGAAAGGGAAGGAGCGAUCACCGGUGAAAAAACGCACCCGCGGGCCCGACGAUGGCAGAGACCGAGGAGGAAGCUAUCCGAGCAGCAAGAAGACCGCAGUUCUCUCAGCCAGCAACGGCUCCGCUCAGAGCGGCGCUUCCGCCAGAAGAGGUUUACCCAGCGACAAAAGAGACAUUAGGGACUCGGAAGGACACGGCUCGUCCAGUCGGAUCCCUGGCGGCUACGACUACGGGUCUUCCUCCGGGAACAAGUCGCACGGUGGCGCUGAUAUCGCCGCGGAAACGUCCAGGUCGGGUUCACGAGGCGAGCCGCGGCCUUCGUUGGUCCCAGGAAGUGAGUACAAGACGCUGAAAAUAAGCGAGCUGGGCUCCGAGCUCAACGACGAGGAGAUAGAGGACGGCUUGUUUCACGAGUUUAAGAAGUUCGGGGACGUGAGCGUGAAAAUAUGCCGUGAAAACCACGAGAGGGUGGCGUUCGUGAACUUUCGGAGGCCCGAAGACGCCCGGGCGGCCAAACAUGCCCGGGGGAAGCUGGUGCUGUACGACCGGCCUCUGAAGAUAGAGACCGUGUACAUUAACCGGCGUACGAGCCGCUCCCCGGUUAGUAAAGACAGCUUUCCCUCUGGACACAGGCACCUCCACUCCCAGAGACCCCAGUCUCCCCCGGGCCCGGGUUUCAGGGACUACCGGUUACAGCAGCUGGCUCUGGGUCGACUGGCUCCUCCUCCUCCGCCGCCUCCUCCUCUGCCUCAUCAUCUCAGGGACCUUGAAAGAGACAGAGACUUCCCGCUGUAUGAAGGCCGCAGCAGGCCUCCGUUCAUCUCUGAAUGCUACCGUGAGGAGGAACUACUCAGCCCCGAGGACGACCAGAGGGCCAACAGGACGUUGUUUCUGGGCAACCUGGAGGCCGGAUUGACCGAAAACGACAUCAGGAGAGCGUUUGAAAGGUUCGGGCUGAUUACAGAGGUGGACAUCAAGCGGACUGUCAGAGGGCAGAACAACACAUACGGAUUCAUCAAGUUUGAGAACCUGGACAUGGCUCAUCGAGCCAAAGUGGCCAUGUCGGGGAAGGUGGUGGGUCACAGUCCCAUCAAGAUUGGGUAUGGUAAACCUACACCCACAACCAGACUGUGGGUGGGGGGACUGGGCCCCUGGGUACCAGUGACUGCACUGGCUAAAGAGUUUGACCGCUUUGGUACCAUCAGGACUAUAUCCUACAGGAAAGGGGACUCGUGGGCUUACAUCCAGUACGAAAGCCUGGACGCCGCUCAUGCUGCUUGGACCCACAUGAGGGGUUUCCCUCUUGGCGGCCCGGACCGGAGACUCAGAGUGGACUUUGCAGAGACAGAGAAUCGCUACCCGCAGCAGCAGUUUGUGCAGCUCCCUCUCCCCGUGCCCCACUUUGACUUAGUCCAGGAGCCAUUUGCUCAUCGACUGGCCGAGCCGAUGAGAGUGAGAGACCGCACCCCUCCAGUUCCUGGCCGCUUCAGGGAGCGGGAUCCAUAUUCGUCUGCUGAGUGGGUUGGCCUGAAUGCCCACGACAGGAUGAGAGGACCAGGCUUUGACCCCAUUGAUCGUCUGGAGCGGCGCUGGUCAGUGGAGCGCGAGUUACAGGGCAGAGAUGUGGGCCCCAAAAGGAGACAUUUAGACGACGGCUGGAGAGUGGAGCGCUCUCCUGACAACGGGGACUUUGGUUUGCGGCGUCACGGCGGCUCGUUAGAGCGCAGCCCUGGGGGGAGCAGCCGGGACGGGGGACGCUACAGUGACCCCGAGCGCCUCCCUCGCUCUGGCGGAACCACCCCGGCCAAAGAGCGGCAGAACAACCAUAACUCUAGCUUGGUGGAGAAACGGAAAAGAACACGCAGCCCCUCUCAGCCAGAGCCCAAACGCAAAGCUGGAGACGCGUCCAAGAGCCCAGCGAAGAAGGAACAGCGGCCAGACAAUGCGGCCUCGAGCUCCUCCCCGUCCAAGCAGCCGGGCUCCGACGGGGCGAGGCUGAGACAAGCCUGGGAGGGCGUCCUGCUGCUGAAGAACAGCAGCUUCCCCGCCUCCCUGCACCUGCUGGACGGAGACAUACGGAUGGCCACCAGCCUGCUGGUGGAGGGCCCCACCGGCGGGAAGGUGACCCAACUGAAGAUCAGCCAGCGCCUCCGCCUGGACCAGCCUAAACUGGACGAGGUCGCCCGCCGCAUCAAGGCCGCCGGCCCCAGCGGCCACACCGUCCUCCUGGCCGUGCCGGGGAAAUCCGAGGACGCCAACAGCUCCGCGGAGAGGCCGCUGAAGAACCUGGUGUCCUACCUCAAGCAGAAGGAGGCGGCGGGGAUCAUCAGCCUCCCGGUGGGGGGCGGCCGCGACAAGGAGCACAGUGGAGUCCUGCACGCUUUCCCUCCAUGCGAGUUCUCCCUGCAGUUCGUGGAUGCCUCUGCCAAAGCCUUUGCCAAAUCAGAGGAAGACUACCUGGUGAUCAUCAUAAUUAAAGGAGCCUCGUAAAGAAAAGUGCAAAUUAUAUGUCUUUUAUUUUUAUCGUUACUGUACUCUCAUCUUUUUAAGUUGUGAGGAAAUCCUGACAUGAGUGUAGUGGAAUCUGAUUCUGUAGGAGAGUGAAAGUUCAUUUUGUGCUGUGAAAGGUUUACUGAGAGGAAUAUAACAGUAAGAUAAAGUAUAUUAUAUAAUGGUAAACUGAUGGACUUCAUUGAUACAGAUUACAUACUGGCGCUUACUGUUUUACAUGUUAAACCUAGAGGGUACGCUUCUUAAAGGAACUCAGAGCAAACUACUUUAUAAUGAAUAUGAUGCCUUGUGGAAAAAAAAAAAAAACAACAAUUUUCUAUCCAGGAAAGAUUGUUUGAUUUUUUUUUUCUUCUAGGCAUAAAUUCAAUUGAGUUCUGUCAAACUGUUCAACAUUUAGAGAAUUCAAUGAAAUACGGUGAUUUGUUUGUUUUGAUAAGGAAAAGAAAUCUAAUCGCUCGUCCAGUUGCACUUGGAAAUAUAUCUUCAGAUGUGCGUUUGUAUCAGUUUUCCCUGACUAAAUUUCUUCACCCCUCACAGUUUUCUGAUUUUUGCCAGUUUGGUUCAAGCAGAAAAAAACAUUUGUCUCAUGAAAAAUGUGUAAUUUAAACGUAUAGUUCAUUUUUUUUUUGUCCAAGGGAAAUUGUAUGAGGAUAUACUCUUCAACAGGGUUUUUUUUAGAGAGAUUGUUGUGCUGUGAUUUUGAGGAAAAACUAAUAAAUCUUGAGAUUCUUUUUUUUAUUUUUUUAUUCCUCCCACGUGGGAUUCAGUUCUGUGCUAGCAGGUAUUUGCCUUGGAAAGUCAUCUUCCGAGGCAAAUAACUUUCUUAUUAAGACGCUGAAGGUGUGUUGUCUGCCGGCUGUUCAAGCCCUCAGAGAGAAGAGGUCGGAGUUCACCAAAAUGUUUCUUCAGCCUGAAGCCUCUUCUGAGCAGCUUCGGUGGAGAGACGCUGCCGUUGUUUGGCUGUGAAAGCAUUGAUAAACUAUAAAGUUUUUGGUAAAGAUGAUUAAUAUCUGCUAACAUAGAAGUGUGUCCCAUAGACGCAGACAUUUUCAGUUUUAGUUACAAAUGGCUAACAUCUGCAGAUUUAUGAACUUUUCCACAAAGUCACAGCAGUGCAUCAUUUUCUAGAGGCAAAGGAACUGAAGACAAUUUUCUCUCCUAAAAAGUCUGAACUAUUUCUUUAAGUUCUUCAAAGUUCUUUGCCUGAAACAAUUAUUAAGUGAAGUCCAAUUAUUGUGGACGACCAGAGCUGAUUUGAAUAGACUAUUGAGCCGUGAUGUGAGUUUAAAGCGUAACUUGAACGUUUUCCUUGUGUUUCUGUUCUUUAAGCCCUGCUAACACCAAUAGGUGAAGAGGAUGGAUAGAAAAAGCCGACAAUUUCUCUAAAUUAUUUUCAAUUCUGUUUGUAUUGCAAGACGUUUAUCAGAAGAAAAAAAAGACCCAGAAUCACUUAUGUAUGUCAGUGAAAUUUGGCUCUUGAAAGUGAUUCUUAAACGAAAAUCUGUCGCUUUUUGUCUUCAUCCCGCCCUCAGAAUAAUUUUAUUGCUGUAUUAAGUUUGGUUAAACAUUAUCCCUGCCUGCUAAUGGUAACUUCUACCCCAGCAAAGCAUGUGACUGUUUGACAAAAUGUCGAUGUAAACGAUAAAUGAAGAUCUUUAUGUGUACGAUGGACGACCAUUCAUCUGAUCUGAUCUGAUCUGGGAGUAGAGAGAUAUUACUACACUAUCUGUGGACUCAAGUGAGAGGAGAGAGAGGAGGCGGCUCCCUUCCUGCCGUCGUCCGAAGAGACUUUUACUGGUUGAUUUUCAUGUUUUUGAUUUGAGUACUGUUUUAAAUGAGAAAAAAAAAAGAGGAAAGUAUGUGCUGUAAACUCAGGAUUAUCUGGAGACAGAAGUGGAGAACGUCAAUGCCGAUGGGCCUAACUGUCAGACAAACACGCAGACGUGCAGCAAGCACUUGAUAGAUCUUGUUUUAAUAAAUUUGCUCUUUCGUGGGAAAGACGAGUGCCUCGGAAGACAA
Molecule: messenger RNA, 4673 nt
Organism: Poeciliopsis prolifica (blackstripe livebearer)
Lineage: Eukaryota; Metazoa; Chordata; Actinopteri; Cyprinodontiformes; Poeciliidae
Product: RNA-binding protein 15-like
Exons: 1
Coding region: 144-2633 (829 amino acids)
Biological process (GO): regulation of alternative mRNA splicing, via spliceosome
Cellular component (GO): nucleus
Molecular function (GO): mRNA binding
Source: RefSeq, a predicted model, not a curated record